GGUGUUUUUCUUUAUCGGGGUAUCGAGGGAGCAGCGAUGGAAAGCCACCGAAAUUCCAGCCGCCUCCGAAGCCCGUCAUUAUCGACAGGAAGACGAAGAAGGAGGAGAGCAGGUUCCUGAGCCCUGAAUUUAUACCUCCCAGAGGGAGAAAAGAUCCUCUUAAAUACUACAUAGAAAGAAGGGAUAUGAUACAGAGAAGAAAAGUUUUCAACAUCCCAGAAUUCUAUGUUGGCAGUAUACUGGCCGUGACGACUGCGAAUCCCCUGGCCGGUGACAAAAGCAGCCGCUUUGUGGGGAUCUGCAUCCAGAGGGGAGGGACCGGGCUCGGCGCCACCUUUGUCCUCCGCAAUGUCAUAGAAGACCAAGGGGUUGAAAUCUGUUAUGAACUGUACAGCCCUGGCAUCCAGGCCAUCGAGGUGCUGAAGCUGGAGAAGAGGCUGGAUGAGAACCUGAUGUACCUGCGGGACGCCCUCCCCGAGUACAGCACUGUCGAUGUCAACAUGAAACCUGUGCCUCGCAUGGAGCACGAGGAAAUCCCUGUGAACAAGGUGCAGGUACGAAUGAAACCUAAACCAUGGUCAAAACGGUGGGAAAGACCCAAAUACAAUAUAAAAGGAAUCAAGUUUGAGCUACCAGAACAUAAAAUGAAAGCAGCACAGAAAUGGAGCCAGCCAUGGCUGGAGUUUGACAUGCUAAGAGAAUAUGAUACUUCAAAAAUAGAGGAAAAGAUUCGGAAAGAACUGAGUGAAGAACUUGAAAAAUAAUGGGUUUUUGCAGUCUAGAAUUCCUGAGAAAAUUAAUAUUUUUAGUUUACUGUAUGGAUGAUCAGUUGUCAAGUUUUGUAUAUAGAUGGGCAAAGCAACAAUAAAGUUAACCUUUCCAGAUUUCAGCAUGAACAGA
This is a messenger RNA of Zonotrichia albicollis (white-throated sparrow), 900 nucleotides long. The record is from RefSeq and is a predicted model, not a curated record. NCBI's taxonomy places the organism in Eukaryota, Metazoa, Chordata, Aves, Passeriformes, Passerellidae.